Messenger RNA from Vespula pensylvanica (western yellowjacket), 4648 nucleotides. Its product is annotated as RNA-binding protein MEX3D. The transcript is spliced from 2 exons. Gene Ontology annotation, molecular function: RNA binding. The record is from RefSeq and is a predicted model, not a curated record. The coding region runs from base 1402 to 2706 and encodes 434 amino acids. NCBI's taxonomy places the organism in Eukaryota, Metazoa, Arthropoda, Insecta, Hymenoptera, Vespidae.
CAUAGGAGGCAGCACAGCGCGCCGUCGGCGCACGCGGCCACCGGAGGUUGACGAGGAGACACGAAGGAACGCGAAGGUGGCCGAACGGGGCCGGCCGGCGGCGAGGUUGGCGGCGAGGUUGCCGGCGAGGCUACGGGCGAGAGCUCGGAGGGGAACGGCGUCGGGACCACGUGACCGUCCCAGCCAAUCGGGUGCGUUCAAAACCGGCGUCCGGCACAUGGCGACGCGCCGGCUUCGGCAUCCGCAGUCGCAGUACGUCGCAGUCAGUCGCAGUGCUAACACGAGCGAGAGGGUAGUUGCACGCGCCUGCCUUCGAGAGGAAAGACCGCGGAGCGAGAUCGAGAGCGAGAGAGCGAGCGAGAGAGAGCGAGAGAAAGAAAGAGAGAAGAGUACGAGAGUGCUGCUUUGGUGGGCCGAUAGUAGUAGGAAGGAGAAAGAAGCACGGCCGGCUUCGUCGGAAAGAGGGAGAAAGAAGAAAGGCGUGCGUGUAGACGGAGGGAGAGAGACAGAGAGCGCGUCUCUCGGUCUUGUUUGUCAGUAGUGUGCUUCAGUCGCGCGACGACGCUCUCGUACGAUUCGAGUCAGCUUCUACGUUUCGCGGUCGCUAAAAGGAGGAAGAAAGAGAUAGAGGAACGCGCGCACGCUUUGCUAGAAACGCGCCGAUAAUCAUCGUCAUACGACAUACGAACGAUUUCGAUGCGACGAGGAGAAAGAGUUGGAGAAAGACGUUACGCGAAUACGUAAAAAAGAAAAAGGAUAAACGAACGAACGAAUAUCGAAGGCGCGUUGCGCACACGACGACGACGACGACGACCGGUAGUUGCAGCCGAGAACGCGAACGAACAUUUUUCCCUAUCUUUUGGAACGGUCGCACGGUGAAUCGUUCGAGUAUCACGAGCCAUUCCUACUCGCCCGUGCUGCUGUUUUUAGUGCGUUGAUCGGAGUAAAAAGUAACUUCUCGUUGCGAACGAACGAGAAACGAACGGGGAGAGAGAGAUAGAGGGAGAGAGUCGGACAGAGCGCGGUGAUAGCGAACGGAAGAGAAGAGUGGAGAAAGGCAAGGAAAAGAAGGGAGGGAAGACGGACUAGCGCGACUACGACGACGACGACGACUACGACGCUCGUUAUUUUUAUACGGUGCAUCGCUGCUUUUCCCUUCGCUUCCUCUCUUUCGGAGUACGCGCGCGAAACCGUUUUCGAAUCUCGUGUCGAGUGAACGCGAACGACAAACGUUUCGAUUGGACGGACCAGGGGAGCCGUUCUCAAGAUCCGAAAAAAGUGGUGUGUUGGUGCGCGCAUCGAGGUGAGCAUCGAGUAGAAAAUAAAAUCGGACAUAGGCGUGAGAGACGUUAAGGGAAGAAAGUAAACAGGGAAAUUAAGAGGAAACAAAGAGAUUUGAAAAUGCCGACGAGUCUGUUCAGCGAGAUGGAUCGCUGUACGAAUGGCGGAGGUGCCGGCUCGAUCGAGGAACAACGAGCCCUUCAGCUCGCCUUCGAGCUCUCGAUGCUCGGGCUCGAAGGCACGCCCGGAUGUCCCGGUAGCGGAACCACCACCGUACCCGGUACCAACGCCGAUCCCGAUCCUCUACAGACGGCACCUAGCAGCGUCUUCGAGGAAGCCCGCUCCAAAAAGAGCCAGAACAUGACCGAGUGCGUGCCGGUGCCCAGUAGCGAGCACGUGGCCGAGAUCGUCGGCCGACAAGGCUGCAAGAUCAAGGCUCUACGGGCGAAAACGAACACUUACAUAAAAACGCCUGUACGCGGCGAGGAGCCGGUGUUCGUGGUGACCGGACGAAAGGAGGACGUGGCGCGCGCCAAGCGCGAGAUCCUCUCCGCGGCGGAGCACUUUUCGCAGAUCCGAGCGUCGAGGAAGAGCACGUUGGGCGCGCUGCUGGGUGCACCGCCCGGUCCACCGGCCUCGGUGCCGGGACACGUGACGAUCCAGGUACGAGUACCGUACAGAGUAGUAGGUCUGGUGGUAGGACCGAAGGGAGCGACGAUCAAGAGGAUUCAACAUCAGACGCACACGUACAUCGUGACGCCGAGUCGCGACAAGGAACCGGUCUUCGAGGUGACGGGCCUGCCGGAAAGCGUGGAAGCCGCGAGACGCGAGAUCGAGGGACACAUCGCCCUGAGGACGGGCACCGGUCUCGCCGAGGAGGAUCUCUUGGGUGCUCUCUGCCGCGGCGGUCUCGGCUCGAUCCUCGGCUGCCUCGUGCCACCGGGAACGACACCCUGCAACGACUCCAAUUCGAAUUCGAACGACUCCAGCGGCGGCUUCUCCUCCAGCGGCAGUUGCAGCAGCUCCUCCAGCAGCUCCGGAGCACCGGGACUGCACGAUCUCGUAGCGAUAUGGGGAGCCGGCCUCGAGAGAGACGAGGGCCUCGGCGAGUCGCCCUCUUUCGAGUCUCAGGCGGCUUCGGCCUCCUCGAUCUGGUCAUUUCCCGGCGUCGCGCUACCCUCGAGGCCCUCGCCUCCGGCAUCGGCGAGUCCAGCGUCGCCGACGGAUUCCCUUCUAGGAGGCGGUAGCGCCGGUGGCCGUCGCGAGUGCGUCGUAUGCGGCGACAAAGAGGUCACCGCCGCCCUCGUGCCCUGCGGACACAAUCUAUUUUGUCUCGACUGCGGCAACAGGGUCUGCGAGAGCUCCACUCCGAUGUGCCCCGUCUGCUCCAGGCCCGUUCUACAGGCGCUUCGCAUCUUCUCAUAAACGGCCGUGUGCGCACCCGAGCGCACCCGAGCACAGCUCCCGCACGCUAACAAGCACGACGGACGCGCACAAUCUCUCAAUUCCACUGCUGCCAAUAAUCUCUUUAACGCGCCAGGAACGUUUCGACUUUUCUGAUACGUCGUCUCGUUCCCAGUGCCCGAUCGGAUACAACGAAGUCAGCUUUUAAGUUUUAUCACGCAGAGAGUAGAGAGCUAGUACGAGAGAAAACCAGAGAGAGCGAGAGCGAGAGCGAGAGAGAGAGAGAGAGAGAGAGAAAGAAAGAGAGAGAACAAAUAAAUACUAGUAGAGACUCUCGUCGUCGUCGCGUCCUUCUCUUCCAGUCUCAAUGCGUAGCUUUUCGAAGGCGAAGAGCUUCGACUCGGCCCUACGAGUAUGACCUCCUUCGAGGAACCUUGUCUCCGCUACUUCGUCAACUAUCGGAAAACUUUCGGCGGAGAGCGACACUCUCUCUCCUUCGAAGAGUCUUAUUUAUUCUUGACGAUCUCGUCUCGGCUUCCACCCUUGUUAUUCGAGCGUUUGAACGAAAAUCGCUCGAAUCUGUUCCACCUUUCGACGAAAUUUUCUUUCAUUUUCAACGAUCAGUCAUUCCAGUUGGUUAAAUAAAAUAAAUCUUUUCCGAGCGAGUUUCUCGAAUCGAAGUACGCGUGAAAAACCUUUAAUAGCGUACAUCCUUUUCAAUACGGGGCAACGAUACUCAUCUGUGCCACUUUAAACGCGAUCACGUUCGACAGAAUACUUCUUCCAGCAGCGGCAUUUUUCAAAAUCGGCAACGUGCCUUCGGCGACGAUAAUUUAAAAAAGAAAAGAAAGACAACGUUAACGGCAGGAAUCUUGUGAUGUCCGAUCUCUCGUUUCGUCGUCGAGGGCACUUGAUCGUGAUUUCGAGGUUUCGCGCGAAAUGCUACGUAGCCAAUGAAAAUAAUUAUUAAACUUGAGUGCGAAGCGAAGGACGACGCGAGAGUGAGGGAGAGAGGGAGACAGAGAGAGAGACAGAGAGAGAAAGAAUGAGGCAGAGAGGAGAGAGAGGGAGAGAGAAAGAAAGAGAGAGAGAACAAGAGAAAUAUAUUCUACGAACGGAGAACGAUGCUUACGUGUCUCUCAAAGCGCAACAUAGCUCGUACGACGACUCGUAAAACGCGCUUGUUCCACCCGACAUCCCUCGCUACUAAGAGUAUUAUCUUACAUUUAUAUAAGCGACAUAGCAAUUGAAAUAAUUAUAACAAUAAUAAUAAUAAUAAUAAAAAAUAAUAAUAAUAAUAAUAAUAAUAAUAAUAACACUGAUACACUAAUAAUAAUAGUAAUAAUAUUAAUAUAUUAAAAGUAUAUAUAAAUAUAUGGAUAUAUAUAUAUAUAUAUGGUGAUCCGACGAGUUCGACGACGCGCGCUUGCGCGUGCUCGUCGGCCUCGGCGAACGCGACGAUAUUUUAUUGAGAUGUAGAUUUUGUAUUUUUCGCGCGUUUUGACGACGGGACGACGGGUGGUUUGAUCGAGUUGUUACGAGCGUUCAUUUAACGAAUAACAAUAUAAUAACGUAGUAAUAUUAAUAAUAAUAACAAUAAUAGUAAUUAUAAUAUUUCUAGUAAUAAUGAUAAUAAUAAGAAUAAUAAUAAUAAUAAGAAUAAGUUUGAGAGAAAGAUGAUGAAUGGAGAAAAUGAAGCGUCGAGAGGUAUCGUAGGCAUCGACCUUCAAGCGAGAAAAAAAGUUUGGUAUUCGUGAUAGUGAUUGAGCUUUUCAAAUAAGAGAAAGAAUUUUUGAAAAAUGAAUCACACGUUUUAAGCGUAGACUUGCGCAUACGUAGCUUUUUUUCAAGAGGCAUAAUUAUUAUAUUAUUAUAUUACAGUGCAUUAUAUUAUAUAGACGUAUAUACGGAAGCUAUAUGCAUAUAUAAACUUACAUAGAUAUAUACAUAUAUAAUAUGUGUC